AUGGGAAAUGGAGGACAAAUGCUACAAGAACAAGUUCUGAAGUUUAAGGACACUAGCAUUUACUUUUAUCAGCAAAACCAAAUGAGCUCUACAUCUUGCAAAAGUAUACCAGACAUGUCAGACUCCCAUUCUGUCAACUUUCAAGUUGAGGCAAGCUAUCACGAGCAUAAUGAUGGGGGCGUGCCUAAUAACAACGUACCCCCUGUUAACCCUAUUCAAGCCUGGUCAUCGGUGGGCAACGUGCCGGCCGGCGGGGAUAAUGGAGCCAUGCUGCAACAGCUCCAAAACCAGUUAGACAUGGCUAUGGCCCAACUACAAGCCCAGCAGGAGAUCAUAGCACAAUUGCAGAAUCGAAAUCAAGCACCCGACGUUGCUCCAUCGGAACAGACAGGGGAAACGGAAGAAAGGCACGCUACUCGGAAUAACGAGAACCAUCUCGGGAAGAAUGGCGAGCUGGUAAGAAUGCUUGAAGAAUUGACAAAGCGAGUCGAAUCCGGCGAAAAGAAGAUAGAGAUGAACGAUAAAAAGGUGGAGAACUGCAACUCGAGGGUCGACCAGAUUCCUGGGGCCCCUCCGGUGUUGAAGGGACCGGAUUCGAAAAAAUUCAUACAAAUGCCAUUUCCGCCGAGAGCGGCGCUGGUGAAAAUCCCGAAGAGAUUUCGCAUGCCCGAUAUCCCAAAGUAUAACGGGACUACGGACCCAAACGAGCAUGUGACUGCAUAUACAUGUGCUAUUAAAGGCAACGAUCUCGCCGACGAUAAAAGGGAAUCAGUGCUACUAAAGAAAUUCGGGGAAACCCUGUCCAAGGGAGCCAUGAUUUGGUACCACAACUUGCCCGAGCAUUCGAUUGAUUCGUUUGCCAUGCCCACAGAUGCUUUUGUCAAAGCUCAUGCCGGGGCCAUCAAGGUCGAAACCCGAAAAUCAAACUUGUUCAUAGUUAAGCAGUAUCAAUCGAAGAUCAGGGUCGAAGAUGAUAAGAUAUUACGAGCCGCUUCAGUAUCAUGGCAUUCCGGUAAAGGGAAUGAUCAAUCGAAGAGAACGACAGAUCGGGAUUCCAAACCAUCAUAUGACAAGUAUCAACCUUACCCACCUGAUCGAAGGGGGAAUGGACACAACAACGAACCGAGCAAGAAUGGCAGGAGGAGUGAUCGAAGGAACGAUCGAGGCCCAAGUAGUCGUGGACUGAUAAACAGAAUUGUUGUCAAUAGAACCUCGGAAAAUAGAGAAAUUCCAAGGUUAUCCAAGUAUAAUUUUUGCGUUGAUGUAGCAACUAUAGCAGCGGCCGUUAUCCGUAACAGAGAAACAAGACACCCAAGGCCGAUCCAAUCUGAUCCAGAGAAGCGGGAUAAGAGCCUUAUUUGCAAAUACCACUACACUUACGACCAUCGAACCAAAGAUUGUCGGCAGCUGAGAGAGGAGGUUGCCCGUCUGUUUAAUUUGGGACACCUUCGAGAAUUUCUAAGUGAACGUGCAAAAACUCACUUCAAGAACGUGGAGUCCAACAAACAAGAUAGACCGGAAGAGCCUCAGCAAGUGAUACAUAUGAUCAUGGGAGGAACGGACAUUCCCAUUGGGCCAGUAGUGAAACGCACCAAAAUUUUCAUAACAAGAAAAAAACAUAUUCAGAAUGAUGACCCCGAUGGUCCCAUCUCGUUCAGUGAUGAGGACAUGGAAGGCAUCGUUCAACCUCAUAACGACGCACUAGUUAUAUCUGUCCUUGUCAAUAAAUUUAGAAUCAAACGUGUGCUAAUUGAUCUAGGUAGCUCGGCUAAUAUCAUCCAAUGGAAAGUCAUCGAGCAGCUGGGACUACUAGAUCAGAUCGUGCCAGCAAUACGAGUCCUCAACGGAUUCAACAUGGCCUGCGAGACGACGAAGGGUGAGAUAACCUACCCAAUCAACACGGCAGGAACUACGCGGCAGACCAAAUUCUAUGUGAUAGAAGGAGACAUGGGAUACAACGCAUUGCUGGGAAGACCAUGGAUUCACCUCAUGAAAGCGGUCCCCUCAACUAUGCAUCAGGCAUUGAAAUUCCCAACCCCAGAAGGGAUCAAAACCAUUUAUGGUGAACGACGGGCCGCAAAGGAAAUGUUCGCGGUCGAAGAAUCUGUUAAGACUACAAAGAUACCAAAUCUGAAUGAAGGAAAAAGUGCCAAAUAG
Molecule: messenger RNA, 2157 nt
Organism: Lycium barbarum (goji berry)
Lineage: Eukaryota; Viridiplantae; Streptophyta; Magnoliopsida; Solanales; Solanaceae
Exons: 3
Coding region: 1-2157 (718 amino acids)
Source: RefSeq, a predicted model, not a curated record